Molecule: messenger RNA, 4801 nt
Organism: Micropterus salmoides (largemouth bass)
Lineage: Eukaryota; Metazoa; Chordata; Actinopteri; Centrarchiformes; Centrarchidae
Product: pre-B-cell leukemia transcription factor 1
Exons: 9
Coding region: 458-1747 (429 amino acids)
Biological process (GO): brain development; eye development; animal organ morphogenesis
Cellular component (GO): nucleus
Molecular function (GO): DNA-binding transcription factor activity, RNA polymerase II-specific; RNA polymerase II cis-regulatory region sequence-specific DNA binding
Source: RefSeq, a predicted model, not a curated record
AGAGGAUGGAGUAAGUGAAAUAAAUCCACACUUCUUAUUUCUCAGAGCCACAUUUUUGUAAUUUGGCAGGAGGAGUGGGUUUUGGAUCACUGCGCCACAUUACAAGAAAACGUCCUAGUUCAUGUUAGUAGUUGAAACCAGCAGCCUAUCUCUUUUUACGCACACCCUACUCCAGUGAAGGCAGCAGCAGUUCAGAUCAGAUUUCACAUUCAGCUCCGACCAGCUGAGAGAGACAGCCAGGGAGCAGGAGAGCUCGUAUCUCCGCUUUCCCCUCCGAGACCCCCCCCCCCUUUCUGUUUGGCGAGCGCCAGAAAAAGCCCCAGCGAGGAAAAAGUGGGUGCGCGGCGCAAAUAUCAAAACACCACCGGGAUUUGCCCCCCUCCUUUUUUGUCUUUUUAUGUAUUUUUGCAGGAUUUCAGCUGCGAGAGCGACACAGAGAAUAAGAUAGAGAGAAGAGAUGGACGAGCAGCCGAGGUUGAUGCACUCUCACACGGGGGUAGGCAUGGCAGGGCACCCCGGCCUGCCGCAGCAUAUGCAGGAAGGCACCGGAGGAACGGACGGCGACGGGAGAAAACAGGACAUUGGAGACAUUUUACAGCAAAUUAUGACCAUCACGGAUCAAAGUCUGGACGAAGCCCAAGCGAGGAAACACGCUCUGAACUGUCACAGAAUGAAGCCAGCUCUUUUCAAUGUCUUGUGUGAAAUCAAAGAAAAAACAGUGCUGAGUAUCCGCGGCGCUCAGGAGGAGGAGCCCCCGGAUCCCCAGCUCAUGCGGCUGGACAACAUGCUGCUGGCAGAGGGCGUCUCCGGUCCGGAGAAAGGCGGAGGCUCGGCGGCGGCGGCAGCUGCUGCAGCGGCCUCAGGAGGAGCAGGGGCAGACAACUCUGCAGAGCACUCCGACUACAGGGCCAAGCUGUCCCAGAUCAGACAGAUCUACCACACAGAGCUGGAGAAGUAUGAACAGGCAUGUAACGAGUUCACCACCCACGUGAUGAACCUCUUGCGGGAGCAGUCACGCACGCGGCCGAUAUCGCCCAAAGAGAUCGAGCGCAUGGUGAACAUCAUCCACCGCAAGUUCAGCUCCAUCCAGAUGCAGCUCAAACAGAGCACCUGCGAGGCCGUAAUGAUCCUGCGCUCCCGCUUCCUCGAUGCCAGACGGAAAAGACGAAACUUCAACAAGCAGGCAACAGAGAUCCUGAACGAGUAUUUCUACUCACACCUCAGUAACCCCUACCCCAGCGAGGAGGCUAAAGAAGAGCUGGCAAAGAAAUGUGCCAUCACAGUUGCCCAGGUUUCCAACUGGUUUGGGAAUAAAAGAAUCAGAUACAAGAAAAACAUUGGUAAGUUCCAAGAAGAAGCCAACAUGUACGCUGCGAGAACUGCCGUGAAUGCGGCUAAUGCAUCCUCACAUGGAAGCCAAGCAAAUUCACCCUCAACUCCAAACUCUGCAGGUUCUGCUGGCUCUUUUAACAUGUCAAACUCCGGGGACUUGUUCAUGAGCGUGCAGUCUCUCAAUGGGGACUCGUACCAGGGGGCUCAGGUGGGAGCCAACGUGCAGUCGCAGGUGGAUACCCUUCGCCAUGUUAUCAGUCAGACAGGCGGAUACAGUGAAGGACUCACGGCCAACCAGAUGUACAGUCCGCAGGCCAUCAAUGCAAACGGUGGCUGGCAGGAUGCUCCGACCCCCUCAUCAGUGACUUCACCCACAGAAGGACCCGGAAGCGUUCACUCUGACACCUCCAACUGAUCCUCCACCCGCUCACCCCUCCAUCCUUUUCUUCCUAACUUCCUCCAUCACUGCACUCCCAGCCAUAUCUCCCAAAACUAAUGCUGAACCCCAUCGGGGACAGGACAUGACGUGCUGCGUGUAGUCACACGGCGGGACACAGUUGGGAUCUCGGAUGACAUUUUCACCAUUAUGGACAAAUAUUUCACUUUUCCUAUCUGGACCAUCGCAGCACCGUUAGCAGCCUGCGUAGGAGACUCAUAUCUACACUUCACAGUUUGUACAGUUUCCACUCGAUGUCCAUGUUGCCUCUUUGUAUUUCUCUUACAUUAUAUGUUCACACAGUAGGCACACAGAUAGCAGAGUAACGCCCCACAUCUUGUAAAUUGAAACGCUUUCACACUACCUCUAUUCGAAAUAACAGAGAAAAAAACAUUUCAAAUGCUUUGGUUUUACAAAUUUUUAUAAUUAUUGGAAUUUUACUGUACACCACACCAUGCCCUGUCAUUACACCUCUGUUUUUAUUACCGUGCUCACAAAUUUUGUUUAUCUAUAGUGCCAAAGUUCAACCCUGGAGGUGAAUUUUGAUAAUGUUACAUUAUAUGUUUGUAUGUCAUGUCCUUACAUUUUUCAUGUCAUACUUAGUAUGAAGUAUUAUUAUGUUAGUCCAGUCAUAUUCUUCUAAUUCUGGUCUGGUAAUACCCAAGUAUUCAGCCUUGAUUUAUAUAGUUUGUAUUCAGAACUUCUACAAUAGACAAUGGCAUAUAAGGUAUUUUAUAUUUUAUUGCCAGGGUAGUAGGUUUUCUGCUCAUAUGCAGUACAAUAAUGCAGGAAAUCACAUCUUUUACACAAACAAUUUACAUAUUGAGUUACAGAGAGUGUUGCAGUUCUGUCAUGCAUGUUGGCUGCACCACAGUAUUCAAAGAAAAAUUGACCUGAAAUGCAUUAAUUGGAGGAAAACAUUAGCAGCAAUUACGGCACGUCAAUAUGUAUUAAAGCACAAUAUCACCUAAUGAUUGAACUCAAAGGGCAGCAUUUGUAAAUUUGAAAACAAUACAGAGGAAAUUUUAAGAUUUAACUAUAGUAGUCAUAUAUGGAAGAAAGAGCGUGUACACACCAGUACAUUAUCAUACAUUGUCAGUGUGUAUCAGUGAGAUCAAUAGAGCCAAAAACUGCUGGGAACCAAAUCCAAAAAAAAUUUUUAAUUCUGAUUUUAAGCUACUAUGUUGACGGGAAUUAACACAUUGCAUGAUUAUAUUUGUGUAAUAAUCUUGUGAAUGCGAUGAGAACAUUUUUAGCACAGACUAGAUUUUGGUGUUUGCCCAAAUUAAAUUAUUCUUUACACGAUAGGAAUAUUCUUUGUGCGCAAGCAAAAUAAUUUAUUUCUGCGCUCAAAAUAUCCCAUUGCACUCUCAGGAUUGCAGCACAAAUAUAACGCUGUAUGCAUUCAGUGCUGAAAAAACACGGGGUCACUUUUCCCGUAACCCCUGUUCUCUGAUAACAUUAGUGAGAAGAGUCCCUUCACUUUCGUUUUGUUUUAAAAUGACACUAAAAAUCCCACAUUCAUCAACACAAACCAAUCCAAAAUGUGAAAUUAAAUUUAUUGUAUGUACAGUAUAGUAUGUGGUCUAACAUGUAUACAUGAUUACAGUAGUCCUCAUAAGAUAUCUGCAUUUACAUACUUUGAUACCAAAAAAAUGGCAGAAUUUUUAUCCUCUACAUUGGGAUCAGCUUUACUGACAUUUUCUUUUUCCUCUUUUCGUAGGAUUUUAGGACCUGCGUUACUCAGUAUAUCAUAAUGCGCUUGUACUCUGUAUUCAAAGCCAAAAAAAUGCAGUUGGAAUACAGAAGUGUUUAUAUAAAUUCAAAUGGAAACAAAUACACUGAUGGCACACAAAUCCAGAUAAUGUUUGGAUAUAUUUUUAUGUCUCCAUUUUGUGAAUAACUCAUUUCUUUUGUUUUCAUCUGAUAUUAUUUGCUUUGCUACAGGACUGUUUCUUUUUUUUCAAUGUUACCAUUAUAUGUGAAUUAGCCCAAGAAUGCUCUAUAUACAGUAUGUAGAUAUGCACCUUUAAUCUUUUUUUGCAUCUUUGAAUUUGGGCAGUAGCCUUUUUAACAUGGCCUGAUAGAGCUCCUGUUGGAUUUAGGGUGAAAUCAUUAUUAUUAUUUUAUACUCUGACCAACAAAACAAGCCUGCCUUCAAGAUGACUACUGUCCGAAUAAAGGUGACGUGAAAAGUUAUUGUUAACAUGCCCUCUGGAAUUGCUUUUAGCUUAACCCUUACAGAAAACUAAAUUUAAUCCCGAGGUCCCAAACAGUUACUAUACAGCCUGAAAAACACAGGUAUUUUUUAACACUUGUCAGUGUGUUUGUAUUUAUUACACAUGUAUGAAAUCAUGGAUGUUUCAGAGCUACUGUCUGGAGGUCAACCACGGCAUGAUAACAACAAACAAACCCAUUUGGAUCAUUCUGAGUGGCUCCUACUCGACUCACCUGCUCAGUAUGACAGUCGAGAGUCCGAGCACCAUUGAAGUGAUGCACAGAACCUGCCUCAGUCGUGUCUUCUGAAGUCAUUGGAGUGAAUUGACAGCACUGGCCAUGCAAGGCAAACACAAGGAUUGUUUUUUCGCCCCUGAAAAAAGGCUUAACUCUUCUUUUCACAUUGCCUGUCAAAUAUUAUCGAAGCUUCAUGUAAUGAUGCUUUUUAGUUUUUGAAUAUAAAAGGAAAAGAGACAUGAAAAGAAAAAUGAACAAUUUGUAAAACAUAAAAUGUUUUAUUUGUUGCAUGUCUUUUUGUUCUUCAAUAAAAUAACGUACUGCAGUGUUUUGAAUGUUCACUUCUUUUUUAUAAGGAUUUUGGAGUGAAAUCGUGGAGCCCUUUUUCUUGACAGGUUUUAACUUUUAAGAUCUCUGCGUAUGUAAAAAAGCUAUCAAAUGGAAAACUAUUGUCUUUUUAAUUCCAAUUCAAAACAUGUUUUCUGUGGAGAAAAAUAGCUGAAAGGUGUAGGUUUUAUGGUCUCUUCAUUUGUACUGGCAAUGCGUAUCCCAAAUAAAUUGUUUCUUUUGUUGCAUAAA